Molecule: messenger RNA, 2410 nt
Organism: Salpingoeca rosetta
Lineage: Eukaryota; Choanoflagellata; Craspedida; Salpingoecidae
Exons: 16
Coding region: 181-1935 (584 amino acids)
Biological process (GO): mitochondrion organization
Cellular component (GO): mitochondrion
Molecular function (GO): zinc ion binding; ATP hydrolysis activity; ATP binding
Source: RefSeq, a predicted model, not a curated record
CUUGCGAGCAAAAGGGCGAAAUCCCACCACACACGAACACGAAGCACAGGAAGCAUUCAACCCACCAGCCCACACACACAGCACCACCCAGCACGACCACGAGAGUCGCGAGAGGAAGACAGUUGUGACGAGACAGACACCCCGAGAAGGCACGCUUUGUAGAGGCCAUACACACCAACCAUGUUCUCGUGGCUGUUUGGCGGCAGCGGUGACGCCAACAACAACAACAACAACGAAAAUGACAAGAACGUCACUGGCACCACGACGCCCAACGUGACGGGCAGCGAUGCCGUGCGCAAGGACGAUAUCGCGGCAGUGGGCUCUGUCGCUGGCACAGCCGACAUUGAUCUCACACAGACCGACGGUCGCCUUGAUCCCAGCGUCUUUGAGCGCAUCGCAAAGGCCGCAGAGGCCAUCAAGUCUUCCGAGCACGCGAGUGAGCUGCUCACGCUGGCCAAGUCCCAGGAAGAGACGUGGCAGCAGCGCUUCUCUGCCAUGAAGGCGGAGGCCGAGGCCAAGUCCUUGGAGGAGAAGACGCGCCAGGCGCAGGUGUUUGAGGAGGAGCGUCGCCGCAGCAUGGCCAUGGAGACGGAGCAGCAGCAGAAGCGCGCACAAUACCAAGACCAGCUGGCGCGCAAGCGCUACAACGACCAGCUGUACCAGCAGGAGCAGCUCAACGACACCGAGCGCAAGCGGCAAGAGGCGAGUGUUGCGCGCCAGGAGCAGGAGCGCCGCCGCACCCUCGAGUACCAGUCCCAGCUGCAGCGCGAGACAGAGCUCAUGAAGGCAAAGGCGGACGGAGAGGCCCGCAUCCGGCAGGAGCGGGAGAACCGCGACAUCCGCGACGAGCAGCUCGUCCUACAGGCACAGGAGUUCCGCACAACAGUGCUUGAGGGCAUCAAGCAGGCUGGCGAGACAAUGGGCGAGGGCGUGCGCGCGUAUCUGUCCGAUACACCACGCAUGCUGGCCACCGUUGGUGUGAUUGGCGGUAUUGCCCUCGGCAUCUACGCUGCAAAGUCCUCCACCACGAUUGCGACUCAGGCCGUCCUCCGCCGCAUGGCCACGCCGCCUCUUGUUCGCGAGACUUCCCGCUCCGUCAAAUUCCUUCCCAAGCUCUUCCGCCCUGCCGCGAAGCCCGAUGAGGUGAUGCGCGACAUCAUCUUCCCCUCGCUCGUCGAGCAGCGUCUCCAGUCCAUCACCAUCGCCACCGCCAACACCCGCCGCAACAGGGCCAACUACCGCAACGUGCUGCUCCACGGUCCCCCCGGCACCGGCAAGACCAUGUUUGGCCGCCGCCUUGCCCAGCAGACUGGCCUCGACUAUGCGAUUCUCGCUGGCGGCGACGUCGGCCCGCUCGGCAAGGACGCCGUCACAGAGAUCCACAAGGUCUUCGACUGGGCUCAGCGCAGCAACAAGGGUCUUGUUUUGUUCAUUGACGAGGCUGAGGCGUUCCUGCGCCAGCGGUCGUCCGGCUCUGCGCGCAUGUCCGAGGAUAUGCGCAACGCCCUCUCCACCUUUCUCUACCGCACCGGCGACCCCUCAAACAAGUUUAUGAUUGUCCUUUCCUCCAACGAGCCCCAGGAGCUUGAUCGUGCUGUGCUCGACCGUGUGGACGAGUCUGUGCACGUCGAUCUGCCCGAGCUGCCGGAGCGCGUCCGCCUCCUCAACCUCUACUACAAGAAGCAUAUUGUUGAGCCGACGACGUCUGCACCAGUGCUGCUGAGCGACGACAUGCAGGACGUGGAUCUCAGCGCCGUCGCAAAGGCGCUCGAGGGAUUCUCUGGCCGGCAGAUUGCAAAGCUCUGCGUCGCCUGGCAGGCGACUGCCAACGCAACGGUGAACAACAUGCUGACGAAAGAGCUGUUCAACCAGGUGCUGAACGAGCACAUGACGCAGCACAAGGAAGCAACCGCGUGGAUCAACAAGCAGCACUAAGUGCCCCCUCCCCUUUCUCCCAGCACGUGUUUCAACGUGCGCGUGGUGUUGUCUGUGUAUGUGAUCGGCUGGCGCGUGUUGUGUCAACGUAACGUGUACGACAUGUUUGACCAUGUGCACGUUGUGCAGCGUGCAAUCACUCUGCCAACACUGGUUUGCUUUCGCUUGAAGAUGCAUAGCGCAUCGUUCGUUUCGACUUGCUGUUACAGCGACGUGGCAUUGUAAAGUGACUCUUGGAUGUACUUGUGUCCUGUGGCGUCUGUCGUGAUAUUGAUGGGUAGUUUCGUUGUUCUUUUUUUCUAUGUGUGUGGUUGUUAGUUGUUUUGUUGCUGUUGCGUCGCGCAUGUGUACAGUCUUCGUCGCUCGAGUGUUGGUGUCACGUGUGUCAACUUUGCGUGUGCACCACCCAACACCAACAGUCCACAGCAUAGCAUUACAUGUGACACGUUUAUGAGACUACAAAAUCAAGCAAGCA